Molecule: messenger RNA, 875 nt
Organism: Perkinsus marinus ATCC 50983
Lineage: Eukaryota; Perkinsozoa; Perkinsida; Perkinsidae
Product: vacuolar ATP synthase 16 kDa proteolipid subunit, putative
Exons: 2
Coding region: 29-559 (176 amino acids)
Biological process (GO): proton transmembrane transport
Cellular component (GO): proton-transporting V-type ATPase, V0 domain
Molecular function (GO): proton-transporting ATPase activity, rotational mechanism
Source: RefSeq, a predicted model, not a curated record
GAGUUAAACUUACCCGACUUUUCAAGUAAUGUUCGCUGCUUCGACCGCCCUCGCCGCCUGUGAGCCCAGUUCUGCCUUCUUCGGCUUCAUGGGUAUCACUGCUGCUAUCAGCUUUGCCAAUCUCGGAGCCGCAUACGGUACUGCUAAGUCCGGUGUUGGUAUUUGCUCCAUGGGUGUUAUGAGACCCGACCUCGUCAUGCGAUCAAUCAUCCCUGUCGUUAUGGCCGGUGUCUUGGGUAUCUACGGUCUUAUCACUUCCGUCAUCAUCAACGGUAAGAUGGAUACUCCCGCCACCUACUCUCAGUAUUCUGGCUAUGCCCAUCUCGGUGCCGGUCUCACUGUCGGCCUCUCUUCCCUCGCCGCCGGUCUUGCCAUUGGUAUCGUCGGUGACUCUGGUGUCCGUGCCAACGCCCAGCAGCCCAAGCUUUUCGUCGGUAUGAUCUUGAUUCUUAUCUUCGCUGAAGCUUUGGGUCUGUACGGUCUCAUUGUCGGCCUUGUUGUCGCCUCCACUGCCACUGAGAAGGGUGCCGGUCUUUGCUCUUCCUUCGCUCCCCAGUAAACUGAUACCAUUGAUUCCAGUGAUGAUUUCCUUCGAUGGUUAUUGUCGUGUGAGAAAAAGGCGAUAGAGUGCUACUGCGACUAGUACGCGUUCCCAAUCCAUAUUGGAUUUUCUCUGUAUUUUUAUCACACUAUUGCUUCGUAGCGGAGUGACCGUUGUCGAUGUUGUCGUCGUUAGAUGGUAAUCAGAAUGAUGGUUCGUUCAGCAGUAGAGGAGGAAGAUUAAGACGUUAUCGUUUGUUGUAUACUGGUGCCGAUUCUGAUGCUGCUAGUCAUAGUACGACAGUUCUCAUAUCAUCAUCGUAGCGACAUUGUGG